CGAAAGCGAGGUUUCACCUGCCUAUGUUAUAUGGUGGAAGUGAGGCUGCUCAUCUCUUCAGACGGAAAUACAGUGCAGUUAUUCAUGAUGCAGUUCAUGCUUCUGUUCAGUCGUCAAGGCAAGCUCCGGCUGCAGAAAUGGUACGUGCCUCUGUCUGACAAAGAGAAAAAGAAGAUCACCAGAGAGCUGGUCCAGACCGUCUUAGCCCGGAAGCCUAAAAUGUGCAGCUUUCUGGAGUGGAGAGACCUAAAGAUUGUUUAUAAGAGAUAUGCCAGCCUGUAUUUCUGCUGUGCCAUAGAGGACCAGGACAAUGAGCUCAUCACUCUGGAAAUCAUCCACAGAUAUGUGGAGCUGCUGGAUAAAUACUUUGGCAGUGUUUGUGAGCUUGACAUUAUUUUCAACUUUGAGAAGGCCUACUUCAUUCUGGAUGAGUUCUUGCUGGGCGGUGAGGCUCAGGAAACGUCCAAGAAGAACGUUCUGAAGGCCAUCGAGCAGGCGGACCUACUGCAGGAGAGCCAGAGUGAAGACUGGGGAAGUUUGCCAAAUGAGGGGAUCUUGUAAAGGCCUAUCCGUGCCUCCAUCCAUUUAAUUGGACGCCAAAGAUGCAGAGACCCCUCGCAGCGUGCUGGAGGAAAUUGGACUCACAUAAACAUUUCCUCCGUCAUCAUCCUCCUCAUCAUCAUCCUGCUUUGGCCUCAGAUCCCUGUCCUGUGCUGGCUACUGUUCUUCAUAGACCCGAUAACUCUUAUUCACAAUCACACAUUCUGACUGUAAAGUCAUAUCUAGCAGUUUCUGCUUUCUUAUUUAUUUAUUUAUUUUCCUUCUCAGUUUUCCAGUGCGCAGUGUGAUGACAUAUGGGGAAAAACCCCCCAGCAGUUUAUUAUGCUUUUUAUGUUUUGUUGUCAAAUAAGGGAAUAGAUUGUGUCACGUUAUUUAAAGGGAAGUCUAAAGUAUUACGUUAGAACCAAAGAGUAAGGUCUCAUCGUUGGGAGGUUAUCAAUAGCCGAUAAGUUUUAAACUGAAGAUGUGUGUGAAUUAAAACGCACUCACUGUGAUCACUCAACAACGCAUCACUGUUCAGUCCGGAAUAAACGCUGUAAUAUCUUCGUUUACAAGCUCACGCCGCUCUUAUCGAUCACACUUUGGCUUUACAAAAAUAGCCAAUUUACAGUCGAAUGCCUUAAACCACUGACUAGUAUUUUUUUUUUUUUUUAUGGCAACAAUGUAGCAGGUAAACGCGCUGGAUUGGUUUUACUUCACGUAAAAGUGCAAGAAUCAAGCCGACUGUUUUUCAUUUCCAUGUUUACAACUUUGUCGACUAAAAGUCAGAGACAUGCAGCAGCUGUUAACGCCGCCCGAAACAAGAACUACCCAUCCAUCCAUGGUUUAUACCCACUUGUUCUUGGAGGGGCUGGUGUCUAACUUUAGACCCCCGGAUAAAUUUAGACGUCAUUUCCUGCCUCACCGCUAACAAAGACAUCUAGAUGUUGCUGGACUAAAUGUGGCAGCCAGUUGCCGAUGCCGCUUUAAAGUGGUUUUGUAAGACAGAUCAGGGGGUCAUCAAAACGUUUACUGAUUUUUAGUAACUUAAUUCAAAAGUGAAACUUGUGUUUUAUGUAGAUUCUUUAGACACUUGGCGACAUCUAGUUUUGAUAGUGACAACUGAAAGCUGGCAAAAACUCCAAACUCAAGCAAAUCUUAAACAUUAUUCCAAAUUAAUUAAAAGUUAAUGGAAAGUUGAUUGGAAGAAAACAAUGUGGUCGAAAAAGGCAAACAUGCACCUGAGCGAAGUUGUUCCCUCCUCCACCUUCUUCAAAUUAAAUAAACGUUUGUGCAGAAACAAAUUUUCAUUUGUGCGGCGACCAUUUUAAAGAUAUUGAUGUUUCAAGAGGUCAUGAAAGGUCAAACAGACCCCCAGCUCCUCCCUCCCCUCAACAUUUACCAGAUCAAACAAAAAUAACUUUCAGUAAUAUCCUCAAAACAAACUUUUUUUUUAAUGCUGCAGCAUUCUAAGACAUUUUGGACAAUUUGGAGAUGGUCAUCUAAUGUUCAAAUAUGCCGGCAAAAUAGGGCAUUAUGAAAGUCCAUAAAGACACAGAUGACUGAGUUUGUUGAGGGAAAGCUCGACUGGUCUGCUCAGAGCCACAACCUCAACCUGGAAGGACACUUUUCUGAUCCAUCAGAACAGAGUCCAGAGUAUAGAUUCUACCAUGUCUGAUGCCAAACGAGUGGAUACUUUUGGCGGCAUAAUGAAAUAUUUUUCACUUUUGAACUGAAUUACUGAAAUGACCAUUUCAGAGAUGUUCCUGUGUGCUAAGUUGCACCUGUAAGCAGCAGAGUCCAAAAAAGCUGAAUUGUGUACUGCCCGUACUUUCUAAACAAAGAGACGUCUCGCCGUAGGACGAAACGAUGACACACUGUGGAGCAUGUAAAGUACCUACUGACUGUGAUCAUAAAAAUAAUAAUUUUAAAAAAAAAAAACUUCAGUGGUGAAACUUUCCGUUUCUAAGAAGCAAUAGAAACAUAAACCGUUGGAGUUUUUAUGCAUUGAAACAGUCAUUUUUAACCAUUUGAUCAGAAAAGAAAAAGAAGCUGCACACAUAAAAUGCCUUGGACGCAGGACUGUACAAAUUCCUUGUUAUAAAUGUGCAUUCUUGUGUAUGUCUUAUUUUGGUUUACAUGCUGAUAAAAUCCAAAUUGUGCUGUUUACAUCUUUUCUAUACCUCCUGAUGAGCGGUUUCUUGUCUAAAGAGUUUGUGUGACAGAAUCUGUGUUGUGUUUACAGUAAAAUAAAAGCCGUACAUUACCA
Xiphophorus hellerii (green swordtail) is the source of this 2809-nucleotide messenger RNA. Its product is annotated as AP-1 complex subunit sigma-2. The record is from RefSeq and is a predicted model, not a curated record. Gene Ontology annotation, molecular function: clathrin-cargo adaptor activity. Gene Ontology annotation, biological process: intracellular protein transport; vesicle-mediated transport. The transcript is spliced from 7 exons. The coding region runs from base 31 to 561 and encodes 176 amino acids. Gene Ontology annotation, cellular component: AP-1 adaptor complex; membrane coat. NCBI's taxonomy places the organism in Eukaryota, Metazoa, Chordata, Actinopteri, Cyprinodontiformes, Poeciliidae.